Messenger RNA from Schizophyllum commune H4-8, 2184 nucleotides. Its product is annotated as acid protease. NCBI's taxonomy places the organism in Eukaryota, Fungi, Basidiomycota, Agaricomycetes, Agaricales, Schizophyllaceae. Gene Ontology annotation, biological process: proteolysis. The coding region runs from base 234 to 1886 and encodes 550 amino acids. The transcript is spliced from 8 exons. Gene Ontology annotation, molecular function: aspartic-type endopeptidase activity. The record is from RefSeq and is a predicted model, not a curated record.
CGUCCAGCAUAGGUGCCUCGUGCUGUUGAUGUCAUGUGCGAUCCCGCACGGCGGGAGAAAGGGUGAUAAAGAGCUGGCCCCGUGCCCGCACUUCUCCCUCAUCUCUCUCUCUCCGGUCAUCGUCCUCGUCUUUCAUUCUUUCUCUGUUGCCCAACCUUCAGCGAGCUGAAGGCGCGCCUGACACCUGACACUCACUUGUAACCAGCUUUUCUGACAGAACGACCAACCUUACCAUGUUUGCGUACUACUCGCUGCUUGCCACUGUCUCCCUCGCGCUCUCCGCGGCUGCGAUCCCCGUCACGCUCCCCGCGGGCCAGUCCGUGCCCAUCCGCCGCCGCGCCAAGCUGACCACGGACGACGGCAUCUUCGACCACGACCGCGCCAUCCAGCUCACGGUCCUCACCCAGAACAAGCACCGCCAGAACCUCGUCAACCUCAUCGCGAACGUCGGCGAGUCUGCCCUGCGCAAGGGUGCGGCCAUCAAAGAUGUCGCGCGUAUCCCCCUGCCAGUAAAGCGUAACCUCGAGCAGCGUGCCGCGCUCAAGAAGCGCCAGGCUGUCGAGCUCACUGACGAAGAGGAGGUCGAGUGGCCCGGCUCUAUCUCGGUCGGCACGCCCGCCCAGGACUUCUACGUUGUCUUCGAUACCGGCUCUGCGGACCUCUGGGUCCCCUCGUCCGAGUGCUCGUCGACCACUUGCUCGUCCAAGGACAAGUACGACGCGAGCGCGUCCUCCACCAGCGCCGAGGCCGAUGGCGAAUUCCAGAUCCAGUACGGUGACGGUUCCAACGUGUCUGGCCCUAUCCGCAAGGACACCGUGACCGUCGGUGGCGUAUCCGCCGAGAACCAAUUCUUCUCCCCCGUGUCCGAGCUCUCGGACAGCUUUGCUGACGAUCCCAUCGAUGGUAUCCUCGGCAUGGCGUACCCCACGAUCAGCAACCUCAAGCAGGACCCGUGGUUCACGAACGCGCAGAAGCAGGGUGCUGUCGCGAGCAACUCCUUCGGCUUCUACCUCGCCGAGCAGGGCUCCGAGCUCUUCGUCGGCGGCACGAACGAGAAGCUCUACACGGGCGACUUUGAGUACCACGAGACCGACCCGUCGGAGGGCUACUGGCUCACGACCGGCGCGACGCUCAACAUGAACGGCCAGGCCGCUGCGCAGGACUUCGAGACCAUCAUCGACUCUGGCACGACGAUUAUGUACGGCCCGCCUGAGGUCGUGAAGCAGGUGUACUCGAGCAUCGAGGGUAGCACGACCUACGAUGAGGCGAACGGCAUGUACACCUUCCCUUGCGACUCUGCGCCGACUGUGGCGUUCAACUGGGGUGGCAAGGACUGGGAGGUCACUGCUGAGAACUUCAACCUCGGCAAGACCGAACAGGGCAGCUCUGACUGCGUUGGUGCCCUCGCUGGCCAGGACCUAGGCCUCGGCGACAACACCUGGCUCAUCGGUGACGCCUUCAUGAAGAACGUCUACACGGUAUUCGACUUCGAGCAGAACGCGGUCGGCUUCGCCGCGCUCUCCGGCUCUGGCUCAAGCGGCAACUCCUCGUCGAGCGCCGCGCCGUCCAGCUCCGCCAGCGCGUCCGGCUCUGCGCCCGCCUCUGCGUCGGUAACCGCCUCUGAGUCCGGGUCAGCUAGCGCUACCGAGUCCGCGUCUGAGCCCGCCGGCUCUGACUCUGCGUCGGAGUCUGCUCCCGCCAACUCCGCCUCCGCGCCCGUCGAGUCCUCCCCCAGCGCGCCCGCGUCCGCCCCCGCCGCUUCCGGGUCCUCUGGCUCUAGCGCCCCCGGGGGCCAGUGGCCCGGCUCUUCUGACAACGGCGACGACAGCGGCAACUGGUGGAACUGGUUCCCCUGGUUCAACAACGGCAACGACCAGAAGAACUAAGUUGCCCGAUCCUCGAAGUCAUACCCCCGAGCGCAGGCUUUCCCCUUCCUACGACUGCAAUGCAUACCCCCAUUCCCGCGUCGGCGCCCAUCCAAACCUCACCACCGCGCAGGCAUGCUUAUGACCUUCACGACCUUGGUGUAUAAAGAUGGGUGUUUGUUUACUGGCGGCUUCGGUCGACAGAGGGCAGGCCUUUCUGUCGCACUCUAGGAUGUCUUGUGUGCUUUGUAGUUUUAGGAGUUUUUAUUGUGCUGUGCUUAUUUAUGUUGAAGACGUUGACUCUCAGAAUCGACUCGAC